This is a messenger RNA of Linum trigynum, 16747 nucleotides long. The record is from the annotation of a GenBank genome assembly. Lineage: Eukaryota; Viridiplantae; Streptophyta; Magnoliopsida; Malpighiales; Linaceae.
CAAAUCGCAUAUCAUGUUAAAUUAACCUUACCUUCCUUUAUAGUUGAAUGUUGUGAAUCACAUUAUAAUAUAAUUGAUUAAUGCAUAAUAAAUCAUCAUUGUGAUCCCAAAGUAGGCACAGGAGCUCAUCAUUAUAUGCAUGCUUAUGUGAACAUCAACAUCAAUCAAUCUAAUCUAAAGACAGGAUUUGAAUUUUUGUUGAAUUCUUUGUGUUAAUUAGAAGCUAAAGAUAAGCUUUGAAAGCUACUUCCACUCAAAACCCACUUUUUUGGGUUGUAGGCUUGUAGCUUAACUUGUAUAUAUAUUCUCCUAAUUGUUAUAGAACCACAAUAGUAUAGAGAUAUUUUUAGCUAUUUGCCAUGUUAGGUCAUUUGGAUUCAUAUGUUGAAGUCACAUAAUCGUAAUUUCAUAUAUUCAACCGUUAUUACGGAAUAACAAUAAUCCUAAACCCCUUUUCACGAAUCUCUCAUUUCUUCAUGUCUCAUGUCUUUCGAAUCUGUAAUUCUAUCAAUAAACUCUUCGUUCUUCCCUUGUUGCAUAUUACAAGUUUGAGAACCAUUUUGUUAUUUUGCUCUUUCUCCUAAUUACUACGUUAGGCUCUAUAGAUCUUGUAUAGCUUAAGAGCUUCGCCCAACGCAGAAAAUAUCAUAAUAUAUAAUACAAUCUCAAGAGCUCUGUCACUUCAUGUACUAGUCUCGUUCAUCUUGAACAGAGAAAUUCGUAUGCUCGUUUUCUUCAUCCCAACUCGAUCCAAUCUCUUUCUGUAACAAAUUGUGUGACAGUUGGACAAGUGAUGUGUACAGAAAGACACAAGUAUAAAUAGGAGAGACGUUUUACGAUUGGGCAUCUUUUGACAAAUCAACCAGUUGUAACUACUUUACCAAUUCUAUACCAAAUAGCUCAAUAAAACUCGUCUUUCCUUUCCCUGUAUCUUCUUGUUCUUCUUCCUUAAUCCAAUCCAUUUCGCCAGAUUCUCCCCAUCACGAUCCUUACACUUUCUCUCCUCCUUCAUGUUAGUAAACGAUAUAUGAUUCACAAUUGAACUUCACCCAACAACUCGAGUUAUUGGGAUCAACAUGCUCUUGACAUGGUACCAGAGCCCGAUUUGACCAAAAUGUCUUAUGUUCGAAUCCUGAUUACUCACAUAUGUUCUAAUAAGCACACGAUUGUUCGAACCUGGGUGUGUUAGUCAAUAAUAUAUUAUUCACAAUUGAAUAUCUCCCAGCAACUCGAAUACACAGUUAUUCCUCUAACACUAAACCCUACACAAAACUGGCUAGAACACGAUAAAAAAACAAAAGUAGAUUGUGUUUAUUACUCUGUAAAGUUCUGAGUGAAUUAGCUGUGGGAUUCUUUUUGGCAUAUCUAGCUAGCUAGGUUAAUUAAUAUCUCUCCUUGCGUGCAUUAUGGGGCAAUUCAGGCGGCAACGAUCGACGGUGGAGAUAUACCCUGGGAUCGUUUUCCUCGAUCUUUAAACUAGUUUGCUCUCGUUUAGUCGUCGUCAUAGAAAGAAUUCAAUAACAUAUCCCAUCGACGAUCUUCUUUCUUUAAUCAAUGUACGAUCGCCGUUAGUUCUUUGGAGCUUCAACGUUUCAACAGUUGCCUUGAGGGCCACCAAAUACCCAGCUAAUGCUAAGCUAAUAUUCUCUCUAAUAAAGGCCAAAUCCAUGCGUACGUUCGAAGGUGACACUCAUUGAUUUUUUUAUACUGUGAUUAAGUCAAUGGAUAACAGCAAUAACGAUUACGAUUUGUAACUAUCGUCCUUUGAACAGCCCGAAACUCAAAAGAGGUUAACUGUAAUAGUGAAGAUUAUAGGGUUAGUUUGAAUGAUGGGUUUUUUACUGUGUAUAAGUCAAUGAAAAAUGGCAUAACCCUAACGAUUUGUACCUAUCAUCCUUUGAACGGGUCAAAACUCAAAAGAGCUUAACCGUAAUAGUGAAGAUUAUAGGGUUAGUUUGAAUGAUUGAUUUUUACUGUGUUUAAGUCGAUGGAUAACGGCAUAACGCUAACGUUUGUACCUAUCAUCCUCUGAACGGGUCAAAACUCAAAAGAGCUUAACUGGAAUAGUGAAGAUUUUAGGGUUAUAAGUUUGAAUGAUGGAUUUGUGAAAUGAGGUAAUUUGACCCAAUUUGUCUAAAAAAUUGUCUCAUUUCAUAGUUGAUGCAAUAUUUCAAAAUACUUACUCCAUUCUCAAUUCAAAGUUUCGAAUUGAUGUAAAACAAGACAAUUCAAAUUGUCUCAGCCUAAUUGUUGUUGCAUCCAUAUUUUGUGUUGCCAAAUAAGACGAUUUGAGCCCAUUACCAAAUUGUCGGUGACUAAAGCUGAAACAAUUCGUAAAGUUACUGACGAACAAGAAAGAAAAGUAAUUUGGGUGGCAAACGUGAAAGAUUUAUAUAAUAAAUUUGAUUGAUCAAACGUAUAAUUUAGCCCACAUAUUUGAAUAAAAAAUAGCUCAAAUCCGUGGACCCACAGAUUAGACAUCCAUCAAAUAAACAAGAAAAACUUGAAAUUUCUAAACAAAUUCAUAAUGUUUGAGAUUUGAGAUUUGAAACACAAAUUUAUAACUCAAAUCCAAUAAGCAAACAAGUUCUAUGCCCCUCAUUUGGCAUUAUGAGUCCAUGAUGGACUUCUAGAUAUACUGCAAGAAGAAUGUAUAGUAGGAGUGAGGGCUAAGUUGGUACCUUUGGACCCAACCAACACAUUGAAAAAAGUUGGAUACACCUAGCUGCGUCUUUACAAUUACAGGCCAUUGAAAAUGGACCCGAGGUUCUAGCUAGCUGGGUUAUCCAUGCUAUGGACCUUGGACUUUGAAAUUAGGGAAUUAUGAUGACAAAAAUACCCUCACUCAUCUGAUCAAAUUGGAUAGAGUAAAAUUUAAAUCUAAAUUAUCUUUAGCAAGCAUAGGUAAAAUUAGAAUCCAUAUAUAUUGCGGAUAAUGAACGGAGAAUUUUGUAUAUAAUAUUUUUCCUCAACAUAUUCAAUAUUUAAUGUAAACACAUACAUGUUCUUCCACAACCAAUCCCCAACCAAGCGGGAAUGAUGAAAAAUGGAAGUGGAUCUGGAGCCUUCACCUCCCCCCGAAACUGAAAUUCUUUAUUUGGAGGUGCUCUAGGAAUGGGUUAGCAACGAAAGAGAGACUUCUUCAGCGGAAAUGUGCUCCUAAUUCGACCUGUCAAGUGUGCCAAAACCCCAUUGAGUCCAUCAGUCAUUGCCUGUUCCAUUGCCCUCAUGCCAAUGUUGCAUGGAAUGCUCUUUUCCCUUCCCUCCUGCUACCUCCUCAUGGAACCCUUUUCCUUGAUUGGUCUAUUCUCUCAAAGAUGUUGUUCAUCAUAGCUCCUUGAUCCAUGUUGUGUUCCUUUGUUGGAAUACUUGGAAGGCUAGGAACGAAUGCUCCUUCAAGAACAGAUUACCAUGGCCUCCGAACGUGUGCCAACAAACCUAUAAAGAGCUUACUGAAUGGAGUUCCUGUCCGAGGUCCCCACCUCCCAUGCCUUCCCUUCCCUCUCAGCUUAGGGGAACCCAGUCUCAUACGAAUCCACCGCCAAGUAAUCAUUCUUUGGUGAUUCACUAUGAUGGGUCGUUCAUUAACGACUCCCAGCCAUCGGCAUAUGGUGUUGUGGUUGUUAUACACCAUGGACAAGUGUGUGAUGGGCGAGUUGAGAAUCUUCUUUGUUCCACCCCGAUUGAAGCAGAAACUAAGGCCCUUCUGGAAGGAGUGAAAUUAGCUCAAGAAUAUGGGUCCGAAUGUACAGUCCAAUAAGAUUGUCAGGUUCUGGUUAUAGCGUUGAAUCAUGAUCAAUCUCGAUGGCCAUGGAGGUGUGCAGCAUGGAUCAGUUCGAUUGUCUCUAUCCUUAGAACAAACCCUCUCAUUCGAAUCAAGGAAGUGCCCAGGGCAAUCAACGUCAGAGCUGACUGGGUCGUACGAUCAAAAGCGAGAGCAUCGUUACCAGAUGAUUGGAUCAAUAUUCUUGACCUCAUUUCUAAUCUUCUAUAGAAUUGUAACCGGAUUUCCUGUUUCUUUCAAUUAGUGGAAUAAAAGUUGGUUAUUACUGAAAAAAAACCCCAAAUUGUUCCAAAAACCAAAGGGACUAAAAUGAGACAACUGUGAUUUUCUUUUUUAUACAACAAAAAAAAAGAAGAGGCUAUGAAUUAAUUACUGUUAUGUUUGUUAUUUCCCCUUUGCAAAGAAAGUCUACUUGUGAUCUUUCACUCUCAAGUCCCAACCAAAAAUCCCUAUACAUAGAUCUUCCAAAAUCCAUGAAAUGUUGACAGCCCCAGUACUCUCAUAAGUGGGUAAUUCUCAAAUCACCCAUUGGGUUUCACAGACUUGAUUGGAUUGGUGUUGACAAAAGGGAGAAAGGAAAUAGAACGAAAUGGGUUACCCGUUUACAUGUAUCUUCAUCAGUUGCCGUCAUUUUCAAUCCAAGUCAAUUUUCUCAAAGAAAGCAUCGGCCCUCCACCAUGGGGAUAAGUUUGGAGGAUUCUGAAAAGAGGAAAGAAAAGAGAUUAUUUUAUGCUCUUGAAAUUAUUACACCUAAUAUGAUGAUAGUGAUGCUAGACAGGGAACGACUACUGUGCUAAUUGUACAAUAGUUAGCACCGUCCUAACCAAGGGAAAAACUACUACUAGUUUGAAUUAGUAGUGAUUUAGUUUGGAUGUUGUAUUGAUUUUAUAAUAAUCCGUAGUGAUUUCGUUAUUUUUAGUAGCGAUUUUUUCUCGUUAUUUUAUAAGGGUUAGCACCUAAUCCCAUCCCUGCUAGACAUGGACCCUCCAUUAAUAGGAAAAAAUGGAUUUUUUUGUCUUUAAGUACACUAGUUUUUAAAAUAAUAUAUAUAUAUAUAUAUAGUGGCGUCUUCAGUGCACUAACUUUUUUGGGUGCAUUCAGUGCACUCGCUUCAUAACAGUCAUUUUAAACAUGCGAUUUAUGUCAAAAUGAUGCCAAUCAUUACUUGUGAUGUGAUGAACAAUAACGCACAUGAAUUUGCACAAAAAUCAUUAAAGAUUUACUUUAAUUUAAAGGAUUCAGAGUUUAAAGAUUUAGUGUUAGUGUUAGGGUUUACAAUUUGGGGUUUAGGGAUAGAACUCAAAAUUGGAGGUCUAGGACUUAAGGUAAUCCGUUAAUUAGUUGUUAUCAUAUGUUAUAUCAUCAUAUUAUACUAAUUCUACAAAUUAAUAUUCAAAAUCCGACACCUUAAGACUAGUUUUUGUGCUGGGUGUAUUGAACGCACUCAUUUUUGUGAGUGCACCGAAGUAGUCACCAUAUAUAUAUAUAUAUAUAUAACACCGUUUUUAUAAAAAAAAUUAAGGGUAAUGUUUAUUUUUUAUACAAAUCCUUUUCAGAUUCUUUUGUACUAUCCAAAUUUAUUAAAAUGCUAUUAAUUAGCCAAAUCUUUCAUUGUCGUUAGUAAUUUUGUAACAUUUUUCUUAGUUAAAAUACUAAAAUUUGAAAUGUUGACCUUCAUGUGUCUCUUUCAAGUCAGUAUCAUAUUGCCAAAUCCAUAUUACUAACAAAAUUGCUAACUGACAAUUAACAUUUGGUUAAUUCUUAGUAUUUCGAUAGGUUUGGAUACUAUAAAAGAAUCUGAAAAAUGUUUGGAUAAAAAAUAGACAUUACCCAAAACUUAAACUACACAUGUUCGCACAAAAUGGCUUUAAGCAAAAAUGAUAUAUACAUUCACCGUUGACGAGAAAAGCGAUUUAGAUUCGAUUGUCUUUGGGAACCACGAUCGACGUGAUUCGCUGGAGUGGCAAGGGAUCGACAGUCUGAUCACGUCACGAGGACACAAUCCACGUUAAUCGCUUCCAUGCGACACUAUCGGUUGGAAGGCAGUAACUGGGAUUGCUGAAGUGGAACACAAAGAAGUGUUGGGGAAGGACAGAUCGCUUUCGUAUCAUGCGAUUAGCCAUUGAUAGCUUUCGAUGGUCACGAUUGUACCGUUCCACCCACCCAAGGCGACCCUAUGCCCUAUAAAUACCCACUCUCUCCCCUCAUUCAUUCACACAACCACAACUUUCUUCCUCACUCUCUUUCACUACUUAAAGAAUUCUUAGUAUGCUUUGUGAUUGCGGCUAAACCCUACAUGCCACACCAAAAAAGUUUCCUUGAGUUGUGAUACAACCCAGUCACUCUAAAAACCUGGUCGAACCUCUGUCUGACUUCCGCCAAAAAUGGCCGAAGAGGCUCUUAGGGUACCUACUUUUUUUUCAUUCUUUGAUUUAUUUGAUCUCUAAAUUUGUCUAUAUUUGAUAUUUUUGCAAUCUAUCAGCUUGAAUCAUUGGUGGGAUGCUAUAAGACCAAUAAUAUCUUUGUAGUUUAACCAUGAUUGAAUCACCGUUUAUUUUUGGAAUAUUGGUAAUUUUUCCCUAAAUACUCCAAAUCAAGGAAUUCCUAGUAUGCUCCAUAGUUGCGGUUAAGCCCGACCUUGUAAACCUUUUUUUUUUGUAUCUGAACCUUUUGUAUUUUCACGAUUUACGAUCAUAGGUUGUAUAUCCAACCUGACCUAAGGGAUGCGAAGUAUUUAAUCGUGAAAAUAAAGCAUCGUCCCAUGUGAUUUGGAAACAACCUGGUAGGCACACCCGACGAUCGAAAUUAUGUCUAUUGCAGGGUUAUAAGAACUAUUAUAUUUGGGAAUUUAUCCAAGAAAACAAUCGAAUAAAAUGGACUUGUUUGAGAAUCAUGUGACUAAUCUUAUUUACAAAUGAAAUUCUAAUUAUUUAAAAUAUGAUAUAUGACAUGACCAUUCCACCGAAUAGGAAGCUUUUUUUUUACUUCUGUGAGAUGAGGUAACCUUUCGUAAGUAAUUACUGUUUUUUCGCAAUAAAAGUCAAUUGUAACCAGAAUUUUGUUCUAACGUUCAUCAUCUUCUUCAUCCUACCGUUAAUUCCGUAAUGGUAGCAAAUAACACUCUAACAAGAGUGGUUAAUCACGCCUUCAAUUUUGACUCUUUCCGCAUAAUUUUUUUUGACAAUCGCGCGAGGUCGCAUACUCAUGAACUUUGAUACAGCGGACGUGUACAAAUUCCAAUCUAAUGAGUAUACCUUAGAACAUACUAAAAGAGUAAUUGAGAUCCAUUCAUCAAUGUCUCCCACAAAUCAAUAUUAUCUUCUGCAUCGCACCAUGCAUCACCUAUUCUUCAUGGAAUUCAAUUCAUGGUGGAAUUUCUUCAAACUAGCAACUGUAGUGUUUUUAAUUUAUUGAAAGUUAGGCCAUAUAGUGUAGCUACGCACGCUCCCUGUGCCUAUAUAUAUUGAGCUAGCUAAGCCUAAGAUUCAUAGAGAUGGGUAAUCUUGUCGGGAAAGGUCCCUUGGCCGGACGGACCUAAUUAUAUCCCUAUCCACGAAUAAACAAACAAACAAACACUGCACAAUUUUUUGGCACUCGGUAUCGUCAUCUACAAGGUGUAUACCAAGGUUGUCAAACCGGUUUAUGCCAGUAUGCCGGUUUAGCAAGUGGAAUGGUUCAACCGGUGGCACAUACCGGUUUGUGCCGGUUCAUGCCGGUCAAUAUUACAAAUAAAAUUAUAAAUACUCAUAUUUAAACAUGACAUUUAACGUCAAUACCUAAACAUUUAUAUUUGAAUCCAACAAAUAACAUCAAUAUUUAACUUUUAUACUCAUAAAAUAAAUAAUAAAAUAUUUUUUAUCAAUUAAAUUCUCUAAAAUAAGAUCAUUUUACUUAGAGAUUCGUAUAUCGAUCAUGCCGGUCAUACCGGUGGUGUCACGCCGGUUUUAUGACCGGUACCGGUUGAACCCGGUACAACCGGUGGCACGCCGGCCGGCAUGACAACCAUGGUGUAUACGAUUCAGCGCCGGAUCCAGAACCUAGAAGAGGAUUGGGCCGCAUUUCAUUAGAAAAUUAGAACAGUAAAAAAAAUAUAAUGAUUAUAGUUUUUUGCCAUGUAAAUUGUACACAACUGUAUUUUAAUUUAGGAAAUGCAUCAAUAAUGAAUUCUACAUCCAUACCAUAGUAUACACUGUUUCAAAUAAAAUACUUGAGCAAUCGGCGAGAAAUUCAUUGCUCAUUUUGUUGAGCAAAUCAGUUCUCACAUGUUUCAUUGUUAAAAAGGUUCUCUUCAUAGUAGCUGUUGAAACGAGCAGCAUCAGCACUAGAUAAAUCAAUCGACUUUAUCAAUUUACAUUGUGUGUCUAUCCCUGCACACCAGCUGCUUUAGUAAAUUUGUAAGUGAACAAACCUCAUAUUUCUUUUAGUCUUUUACAUUUUUAACUUUUUAGAAUUUUAGGUUUCAUUGUUUUUUUUAAGACGCAUAAUCUUUGGGGCUAAAAUUUCUAGGCUAAAUUUAGAAUAGUGAUUUGAAUAUGUUCAACUUGAUAAUUUUUCUAGUUAAAUCCAAUCUUAUCAUAGAAUAACACUGGAUUGAAUGUCUAAAAUCAAAAAUUUCAUAAGAACUAUAGUAACUACGGAUUCAGAGGAGGGCUAGACCGGGACCUGUGGUGGCAACCCCUGGAUCCGCCAGUGAUGCGAUUUUGGUAUUAAACUACUUCUUGUUACCGCAAUUGCCACUGCAUAUGUAAUUCCAUUAUCGUUCGUUAACAAAAAUCAAUCGAGGUUAACUAUAUCCGACAUUAAUAACAAAAUGUGGAUUUCAAAUUUCUCGUAUUUUGUGUAAAAUGGUAAAACGUGCGAAAUCAAAUGGCCGCACAUCUUCAAUGCUCAUGUUGUGUCCACAAAUCCUCAAAAUUUUCAAUUCUCUCGUCCAAAAUCACCCAUGAAUGGUAGUAGUGAUGAAGUAUAAUAAUACCAAUUAUUAUUUGUCUUUCAAUCAGCAUCGAUAUUUAGCUUCUCUAUCUCUCUGCAAGAAUACCAAUUAUAUCAACUGCAUGUGCACGCAUGAGUACCUCUAAUCCCUAAACAUACGCUAUUAUUGCUGCUUUCCACGUAGAUACAUCCAGCUGGCUAGAUUUGGAAGGUACAGUUUGACAACGGCACGAUUAUGGAAGACAUAUAAACCCUAUAAUUAAUUACAUAUUAUUGUACAACUAAUCAAAUACUAUUUUCAACAGAGAUUCCGAAGAUACAUAUAUAGCACUCGACGACUUGGGGGCUCGUGAAUAUGGCAGGUGAGAGUUAGAUGGAACGGGAUGGUAAGUAAUGUUAGUAUAUGGUGUACAAGAUCUAUUUAUCGAAUAUUUAUUCAGUAAGUCGAGUCAUUAAGAUUAAUUGGAUUUAGUUUUUUAUUUGAUAUCAUAGUUUUUUUUUGUCACCGAAAGGUCUUAUGUGAAUCUCGGUGGCCCCACUCAUCGGUGUAGCCAGAAAAUCGUUAAUAUGGAUUUGUCAUCGUACAUGAAUGGUAAGAAUAAUUAACGUGUAAUUUUCAUCAAAUUUAGGAUUUAAAAUACAAAAAUUUACCAAAUAAUAUCACACAUAUUUGUUCUCCAAUCAAAUUCUAAAGUAGGUUCAACAAUGGAAAAAUGUUCAUGAGAGUUUAUCUGAAAUUGACGAGUCAGGGUGCGAAAUGAACAAUUAUCUAACUAAAUAACUCAUACAACUUUCAAGUGCGGUCCAUAGAACCCCCCCCCCCCCCCCCCCCCCCCCCCAAAAAAAAAACUUCUAAUGUGGCUCACGGCCACCGCCUCCACAGAUAUGCAUAUGAUGUCUGAUACCUGUGUAAACUUCAAUCCUAUAUAUGAGUAAUUUUCGUUUAAGGGGUUUGUUGGUACGUGGCAUAAAAUUUAAUAUUGAAUCUCUCACAACAACCCGAAUGUUGAGACCAACUAGUUCUUAACUCUACUACUUCGCAUGCGAUCCGUUAUUAACUGGCCGGUAUGUUUAAUAAUACCAACUAGAAAAUUGGCCCGCGCUUUGCUGCGGGUUCUCAAAAAUAAAUUGACUAAUUAACAGUGGAAAGUAAUAAUUUUAAAUCAAGGUGAAUGUCUUUUGUGGUCGAAAAGGAAUCAUAUAUUAACUUGAAAUGGAUGCGAAUAGGACCAUAGUCAACUUUUUAAUCUCUUUAGUCUUCAUGGACUCGUAUAUGAUUUCAGAGUAAGUAGUUGGAUUUACAAUUAUAUUGAAUUGAUUAAUUGAAUGUAUGAUAAUUGAGUGUGAUAUUCUCUAAUCUUGUGAAGAGGCAAGAAAAUAAUUUUGCGAUGAAGAAUAAAAGAAUUUUUACAACAUGUGCGAUGAAUAUUUUCAUCUUACACAAUAAAAUUGUUAUCAGACCACAAUAAUGGUUCAACCCUUGAGAUUUAAAAUAGAGUAUAUUUUGAAAUAGGGCUAUAUUCAAAUUGAAUAGCUCACAGUUUCACAUAUAGUUUCCUAUGCAUUAUAGUACACUGAAAAAUAAUGACCUCUUCCACCAAAAUGAAGAAUAUUUGAUUAUGACUAUGUAUGGGAAUACAUGACCCAUCCGCAUCAAACAUUGUAACAUCAUACAUUGUAUUCACUUUGUGAAUUUUAUGUUAUGCAUGCUUUCUUACUAACAUCCAAAAAUACCAAACAUAACUUAACAAAAUAAUUGAAAUGAGUGGAUCUAUAAGAAUGUGUUAGGUAUAUGAUGGAUUCUAACAAAUCAAAUGAUAAAACCUCAAAAUUUAAUGAAAAUAAAAACUUAAACAACAAAAAGAUCAAGCAAGAGAAUAAUUUUAUAACAUGAUUCUCGAUGAUCAAGUGAAGGAGAUCAUGAGGCCAAUAGAGGUGAACAGGUGUCAUGUUUUCACUUUAAACAUAAACAUGUAGGUUAGAUGAACGAUUGGUGAGGAUCGGCGGCUAGGCCAAGAGUUAUUCGCAGGGGAUUUACGGUGAACUCUCCAAUUAGAAGCUGGGAGGAGUAGCGACUAUAGAAAAUUCGGCGAGAGGAUCCAGCUUGGCCAAUCGCCAGUGAAUCGUCGGAGGGAAGAAGGGGGAAGAAACAGGAUUGCUACGCAUGGUGACCCGCCAACUUGGCCAAUCGCUAGAAAAUCGUCGCGGGGAAGAUAGUGGGAACUGAAGGGGCGGUUUAAGGGAAUAAACGGGUCCACAAAGCUUACUGUGAACUCGCAAGUAGGAUAGUAAACCCCUUAAGUCUACUCGCCAAUUAAUGAUACUAAUUCUAGACUUCGGGGAUGCUUUGGUGAUUAGUGUGCAUGAACUUAUAUAUUAUGUGCAUGUUUAGUGUUUACUAAAAGAAGAAAAAUCACAUGGAUAGUUUUCUUUGGUUUAAAACAGUGUUAUUAAAGCCGAGCCGAGCCGCUCGGUCCGGGGUAAAACCGUCACCCGGUCACAAAACUGGCUCGGAACAGUCUAAAAGCCGCUCCAUUUUUAUGUAGCGGUUGGCGAGCGGCCGAGGCGGUUAACCGUUCGAGCCGAUCGAGCCGCUCGUCCGGUUUUUGCCAUUCAGCCACUAAAUUUAAUUAAAAAAAUUGUAGAAAAUUGAAAUAAACCAAAAAUGUCGGGCUCUCAAAUUGAAUCCUUAUUUCCAUUUCACAAUUUCGAAAGAAAGAGAUGAGCUCUGAUUAAGAAAUGUCCACUAUUUAUACUGAUAACAUUUAUUAGAUACUGGUUCUCUAACGGUUUUUAAACAGUCUAAUGCCGGUUGGACCGGUAAAGUGCAAACCGUUCGCAUUACCGGGUCAUGCUCCGGUUCGGUUCUGACAACAUUGGUUUAAAGUUAAGAGAUUGUCUAAACACUAAAACAAUCAACGUUCUUGGAAUAUGUCUUGAUAUCCACACCAUCAAUGCAAUGCAUGCAUGAGACGAUCUUUUGUUACAAGACACUCUUGGAAUCCUUAAAAAUGCCUCCUCAUGUCAUGUGUAGUUCUACGAAACAUUAUCUUUAAGAGGAACCUAAAGUUGUAUGGCAACUUAGCUACAAGAAUCGCAUUUUAACCUUAUAAAUAAACAACGGAGAAGUCGAGAUAAAGAUGACGGUGCUGGACGGACGGACGGACGGACGGUGGCAGAGUUGUCUUCUCUCUUCCUUCCACUUGGCGGAACCACAGAGAUAGAGAGCUCUGUGACUGUUGAGGAGGAGGACUCUGCACCUGGUCCUCUCUGGUAGAGAGUCGACGGAGGAUAACGACAAAAUAGGGGACACGUAAUCCCCGUCUGAUAAUACGGUCAAAAAAAAAAAGACGGGGCCAGGCCACGACGACUGACAAGGAAAGGGAAGGAGAAGGACACACGGUUUGGCGAUCGUCCGUACAGCCGUCCCACUCUCCCUCGGCGACAACCGUUGAGCAGCCCGGAGAAAGAAAGAAAGAGGACCAAAAAAAAAAAAUUAAAAAAAAAUACAGAGUGUCUGAUGGAACUGUUUUGCUCAGAACUAGUACACCAACUUUAUUGAAUUGACAGUAACAAUACCAUAAGUGGGAAAUGAGACUCCAAAUCAGUACUCUCUUGUGGCCUUUUGGUUGAUCAAUCUAAUUUCACAGCUUAGCGCCAAUUUGGUCCUUCUGUCCUUCAUAAUUUGGCUCCAUCUAUGUACGUACCAAGUUAUAGGGUUUGUACAUUUUGUUGUUAUUAUUGCUCUUAGAAAAGGGGGGUAGCAUUGCUAUUAUAAGACGGGGAAAGGGACAGGUGUAGGCAUAUGUAACUCAAGAGUGAAAGAGUUGAUAAAUAUUGUUUAGCUCUUAACUCUAUAGCCAUUGAAGAUUGGACCAUGCAUGCCCACAUUACUCUUGAUUAUGUGCACUUGUAUUAUAGAGCUCCAACAAUUACGAGUUUGAAAUUGAUAUGCAUCGGGAGCAAUCCAGUUAUUGUGCACGCAGUACAAUAUGCGAGAACGUGCAUACAGAGGUUGGGAGUUGUUGGAAUAGACGUUGAGUGCCUUGUUGUUGUUGGAUGAAUGCGGUGACAAUUUUGUGCUACAUACAUCCGUCCAACGACCACAUGACAAUUGAGUGUCUUGUUGUUGUUGUUGAUGAAUAAUCUCUCUUAUCUUUAGUCUCUUCCAAGAACCCUAAUUCUCAAUUCUAAAACACCAAACUCUGCCAAUUCUUGUCUUCGUGAAUCUAAAUCUAUUUUUAAAAACUAUAUCUUGUUACAUAAUUCGGGUGCUCAAGAUACAUAUCCGCAACAUAUAUUUUACAUUUUUCUCCUCUUUUCCCCCUUUGGCUUUUGUUGGAUCAUGGAUGAUAUAUGGGCCCAAUGUUUUAUUGUACCUAAUUAAUUAAUAAUAAUGGCAGGCCGACAUGGUUGUUUGUAAUUUCUUUUUAUACAAUGGCAUGUUGAUGGAUAUUGACAUAGUUUUUUAGUACUUAACUGUGGACUAGUCGUGGACAAGGUCUCGAAUCAAGUAAACCAUAGUGAUCAGUCUACCAAUUAAUUAAUUAAUUAAUUAAUACAGCCCUCUAAUUAAAUUGGCCUAGAGAUGAGGAACAAUCAAUAAGACAACUACUUUGACAGAAUCAAGGACCAAUCUAGCGAUACAUCCCAAGUCCGGGGGCCGGUUUCGCAUUUUUGCCAAGGAGAAAGAAAUUAUCGAAUGUCGACAGUGGAAGGCAAGUGGGAGGUCAGAGGAGUUUACUUUGUGAAGAAAAAAUGGAUUUUUUUUUGUAGGGUAGUGGCCUUUUGUCGUGUAGGGUAGGGCUUAAUUGGUAAGGGCCAAGUGUCCGAACCAAACUAGAUUUGGCAAAUUGGCAAACUAUCCCUUCACCCUUUAAGGCUUUGCUUUGUUGAAUUCUCUGGUCCACGCUUCACGUGACUAUCCCUUCACCCUUCAACUACCUCUUUACCCUAAUGGAUAUGUGUCCUUUUGUGUCCUCCAGCAUUCACCGAAAGGAUAAGUAUCCCCACAAAAUAAAAUAAAAAAAGUUUUUUAGAGUUCAGAAAUCAUUAAAUUCGAGUAGGGUAAUACAAAUUUUGAUGAAUGCAUUUGUGCAUAAUCAUAUUUGAUCACUUGAUUUUGAGUAGGGUAAGGUUUAAGUAAGAAUGACAAUGGGUGGACUCAUUGGGUAAUUUAAUCUGAUUGUCAUGAUCGUAUGGAUAUUGGGUCGGAUUCGAAUAGGUACAUAUGCACUUUUAAUGUGCUUGAGUUUGUGUUUGGGUUGAAAUGAAUCCAAUUUGUAUCAACUCAGUUUGGAUCCGAUCCAAAUGGCUCUAUUUGGGCCCAGGUAAUUAUAUAAAAAAAAAUAUUAUCGACCAUCUCAUUAACUGUUUUCAGCCCAAUUAUACCUUCAAUGAUGAUGUUUCGUCUUUGUAUUUGUUUCAUAACAAAAAAAGACAUAAAUUGCAUUUGUAUUUGUUUCAUAACAAAAAAAAGACAUAAAUUGCAUUUGAAUAAGAUAUCUAUUUUUUUAGUACCCAAUACUAUAGGUUCAAUUUGGACCAAACUAAAAAAAAAAGUAUAAGUCUGGUCCAAAAAAAAUGUACUCAAACCUGAUUUACCCAAGUGGGUUUGAGCAAUAUCAAAUAUUGGGCUAGUAAGUAAGAUGUAAAGAGAGCGAUUACAAUUCUUUGAUUUUCUCCAUUGACUUGUUUAUUGUCUAUAUGUUUUAACCCAAUUUUCAAAAUUGUUGCACAAUGGAGAACCAAGUUUGUAGUGAUCUACAAAUAAUAUAAUUUUUAUACAUUUCAAGGAAAAAUUCAUAAUAAAUAGAAAAUGCAAAUAAAGAUAAUUGGUUUUCGAUAUCCAUGUUCUAUGUUCUAUAUUCAUGUAGAUUAAAUCAUGAAACUAUAUCAAACUAGCUAGCAAAUCAGUUAAAGCUUUUUUCGUAGAUAAAAAAUGCAAAUAUAUAUAUAGAUAAUUGGUUUGAAUAAAUAAAACCCCUAUAUUAGCACUUACAAUAACAUAAAUUACAACAAAGAUAUAGUUUUAAAUUUGGUAUAUUCUUUUUAUAAAUAAAAAUAGUAUUAUCUUGUUUUGCUGGUGGUUGUCAUUGUCAAUUGUCAUCCAUGUGUGAGAAUUUAUUAAAUAACUUUUUGUAUAGUAUAAUGGAGUUCAUUCACGUUAAUAUCAGAGAAGCGCAACAAAAGCGAUUGCCAAAGUUGGAUCAAAUGCAAGGAGACGAACGCUUGUUAUUAGGGGAAUAACUUCGAUGACCAUACACAAUUGACAAAUAUGGGUGUUUUCUUCAAAUCAUCAGACGGAUUUGUCAGAGAGAGAUAUUAUUCUAGGAGGAUAGAUUAAUUAAUGUGUCGAUGAGUACGAUUUGACUUUAUUUCGAACAACCCAAAAAUAAGUGAAAACCAAUAUUAGAUCUUAUGAUUGAAAAAUUGUAUCAUACUGGAGGUUGACUAGAAAAAUUGCAUAUCAUAGCAUAAAUUGGUAAGCGAUAUUUAGCGGUUUAAAAUGGUUGAACCACGAUUUCAGUAUAAAAUAUACUAUCACUGACUUUUCCAGUACAACCUCUCAUGAGAUUUGACGAAGACAAUCUUGAUGUUGGCGACAAAACCUCGGCAUAGUCCACUAGAUUUUUUUUUUUUUUGACAUUUUUAUCAUUUGUGGGGGACGUGAACAUAUUUUUAUUUUAGUUAGAAGAGGGAACAAACAAUUUUCUUGGUGAAAUCUACCGGCCAAGUGAUGUCGACGCACGCAUUCCAUUUUUGUAUCAUUAUUAUCAUUUGAUUAUCAAGCUAAAAACACAAAGUAAUAAUUAAUAAGGACGAUAGCGAGAUGUGUUUUUGACGGGAAGGAAGAUAAGCGGUACAAGUGGACCGCCGGCGUUAUUUGUAUAGUCAGAAUCCAUGGAUAAACUUGAUUUAUUAGUUGUGUACAUAUAUAUCGCUCUGGAAGCGGCGUUUUUCCGAUCAAAGCCAAAAUUGGACUGUUUAAACCAGUCUGAUCGCAACUGAAAAUUAAAUUUUCGCUUACCCAAUCUAAUUAUCAGUCAUAAGGAUGCUGCAAAACAUUGAACAGAUCUGACCGAAAAAUUGGGUGAAACCGAAUUCACAACCCCCCCAACUCAUUACCUUAGUCUGAUGACACCAACACUACAUUUGAGGUGGAAAAAUAUAUCAGGAUGCGAUACUUUUAAUUUUGAAAUAAAUGUUAGGACUUUGCUACGGUGACAUGCACUUUUCGGUCGACCUCAUAUAGAAUCAGGUCGACCUAAUUUGUUGUUUUAGUGUAAACAUAGUUUCAUGGUGCGUAUUUUGGAGAUUAAUAUCUUACAAUUGGCUAGAUGGAAAUUGGAGAUUAAAGGCUUGUUUUGAAGGUGAAGUGUCCCUCUACACAUUAAAGUACUUGGGAGCUCAAUAGAAAGUCCAGAAGACCCUUUUUGAACCUGACCAAAAGGCUAUGCCAAAACUGGGAAACUACCUGAAAAUGGCUAAGUCUGGCAACGUGUUUGUCAAGCCUACUUUGGAGCUCAAUUUGAAAAACAUGAAUGCGAGUCAAGUCUAGGGACCUCUACCACAUUCUAAGGUGAAUCUAUUUGCUAUGUUCCAUUGUGACGGAAUGACUAUAGUUGUUCAGCGAAACACCAAAUCGGAUUACACUAAUUGUGGGUAUUGCUAUGUUCCAUUGUGAAACCUCGAGCCCCACAUGCAUCCACUUAUUAAAUAAAGAAAAGGUCCCAUUGGAAAAAAAGAAUAAGAGACCUUACGUGGCUGUAGUAAAAUGGCCGGAGCUCGGAGGAGGAGUCUCUGUGCUGGCAGAGCAGAUCAUUCCACAGCCAACCAAGUGGAUGGCAUAAGUUGGCAAACUAGCUAGCUAGGGUUGUGAUUCAUCGAUCCAUUUUACUCUCGUAUAUAUAAGUAUUAAUUUCCGGGGACAAAUUUUAAGGUGAAUCUAUUUGCUUUGCACCUGCCUCCUGCCCAUCUCUCUUUCUCUCUCCGAUUUGCAUGGCAAGCCAAUACACGACAACUGUUCGC